Saccharomyces cerevisiae S288C is the source of this 822-nucleotide messenger RNA. It is a transcript of the gene TYW3, whose product is annotated as tRNA methyltransferase TYW3. The coding region runs from base 1 to 822 and encodes 273 amino acids. Lineage: Eukaryota; Fungi; Ascomycota; Saccharomycetes; Saccharomycetales; Saccharomycetaceae. The transcript has a single exon. The record is from RefSeq and is marked reviewed.
AUGGCUGCGCAGAAUGCCUUUGAACAAAAAAAGAGGGCAAUUUUGAAUGAGAUAGACUCAACCCAACCAGAUUUGUCACCAAAAGGCACUAUAGAUGAACUAUGCCUUCCAAUAAUUGAUCUUAUCAACGCAAGCGCUGAUAUGGUGACAACUUCAUCGUGUUCCGGUAGAGUCAGUGUAUUCUUGGAAGGUACUAAGUCAUAUAACGGGGAGGUCAAGAUAGGUGGUAAGGGACAAGGCGGUAAAUGGCUUUACGUCACUCAUGAUCGUGAGAAAGUUAUUGGCUGGUUAGAUGAGUUGAAAUCAAAAAGUGAGUUUUCUUUUGAACUAUCUGGCAAGGAGAUACCAACAGAGAAAGUAACGGGGAGUAUCAGAUAUAUACUUUAUAAGUAUGAGCCUUUCAUAUUGCACGUUAAAUGCAGAGACUUUCAAGCAGCAUCCAAGUUAUACAACACAGCCAUGUCUUGUGGUUUCAGAGAAAGUGGGAUUGGUUCGAACAAUCUGGUCGCAAUCAGAAUAAAUAUCAAGCUGGACGUACCGCUCGGUUAUUUAGAUGAGACUUCAGGCACUUUGAAAUUUUUUGUAACUCCAGAAUACGUAAGCGUUCUGGAUUCUUUAUCGUUAAGCAAAUUCGAUGAGAAUACCAGGAAAAUGCAAGCACUAUAUGAUAGAAUUGAAAAAGAACUCAUAAAUUGUGCGCCGGAUGUAAAUUCUAAGGUCAAUAUAACGCCAAUCGAAACAAAGGAAGAGAGGAGAGAACGAAAGAAAAGAGAAGGUAUGGAGAGACAACGUCAACUUAAGAGCCCACAAAAUGUGCUAUAA